Miniopterus natalensis is the source of this 1726-nucleotide messenger RNA. It is a transcript of the gene AKTIP, whose product is annotated as AKT interacting protein. The record is from RefSeq and is a predicted model, not a curated record. Lineage: Eukaryota; Metazoa; Chordata; Mammalia; Chiroptera; Miniopteridae.
UCCCCGCGGCGGUUUGCUGGGAGGGCCCUGUUUAGUAAUGGCUGCUGAGUUCUGCUUUUAAACUUGAGUCGAGUUAGCCACCAGGAGCCCUUCUGAGCAGGUAAAGUGAAUUUUGGGGACGGAAGUUUGAUGACGCAGACCACUGAAUUUCUUUGUGUGGAUUACACGUUAUGAACCCUUUCUGGAGCAUGUCUGCAAGCUCUGGACGCAAGCGAUCUGAUGGUGAAGAGAAGACAAUAACAGGGGACGGGAAAACCAGUCCUCCCCGCACUGCUCCAAAGAAACAGCUGCCUUCUAUUCCCAAAAAUGCUCUGCCUAUAACUAAGCCUACAUCUCCUGCCCCAGCAGCACAGUCAACAAAUGGCACGCAUGCUUCUUACGGACCCUUCUACCUGGAGUACUCUCUUCUUGCAGAAUUUACCUUGCUUGUGAAGCAGAAGUUACCAGGUGUCUACGUGCAGCCCUCUUACCACUCUGCAUUAAUGUGGUUUGGAGUCAUAUUCAUACGGCAUGGACUUUAUCAAGAUGGUGUAUUUAAGUUCACAGUUCACAUCCCUGAUAACUACCCAGAUGGUGACUGUCCACGCUUGGAGUUUGAUAUUCCCGUCUUUCACCCACUAGUUGACCCCUCCUCAGGUGAACUGGAUGUGAAGAGAGCAUUUGCAAAGUGGAGGCGGAACCACAAUCACAUCUGGCAGGUGUUAAUGUACGCAAGGAGAGUGUUCUACAAGAUCGACACAGCAAGCCCCCUCAACCCAGAGGCUGCAGUCCUAUAUGAAAAAGAUGUCCAGCUGUUUAAAAGUAAAGUGGUUGACAGUGUUAAGGUGUGUACGGCCCGACUGUUUGAUCAGCCUAAAAUAAAAGACCCCUAUGCCAUUAGCUUUUCUCCAUGGAAUCCUUCUAUACAUGAUGAAGCCAGAGAGAAGAUGCUGACUCAGAAAAAGAAGCCUGAAGAACAGCACAAUAAAAGUGUUCAUGUUGCUGGCCUGUCAUGGGUAAAGCCUGGCUCAGUACAACCUUUCAGUAAAGAAGAGAAAACAGGAACAACCUAAGAGCUGGGACUGUGGUGACUCUGGUGCACCAGGCACUUUCCUGCGGACUCAGGCCUGACCAGCGGCCAGGACUGCUGCAGAGUAAACUGUGUGAACAAGGACUGAUGUCAGUGGUGUCCGUGUGUGCUUAGGUUCUGACGGCAAAUUCUGGAAACCUCUCUUUAAGUAACGCAUUAUUACUUCUGUCAGAAGUGUCUUUAGGGUGGUUAUCUAGUUCAGUACUCCAAAUUAUUGGGGACCUUGAGGCUUAAGUAUUUUUCUGAAUAUAAUGCUAAAGGUAAGUGGCAUUCAUUUAAAACUAAUACAGUAGACAGAGUUUAGCACUAUCUAAUGGUUCUUAAAUCGGUGGGUUUCAGUUGUACAUAUGUUAGGAUGUGGAGAGGAAAGGGAUAGAGAAAGCAGGUUCCAUAGCUUAUUAGCACUUUUAGCGGAAGACCACGUGCCCCUCAGUCUUUAGCCUACUGUCUGAUUUACGAACCGCUAUCACUGAGGUGCAUGCUAGGAGAGAGACAGCCAGAACACUGGUUCAUAGUUGUUUUUUUAAAACAAAUUACUUACUGUAUUUUUAUGGCAGAAGGGACAAAAAGUGUUAGAACGGUUUCUAAUGAAGUCAGAUAUUUAAGUGAUGAAUGACUAAUGUGUUUUGUAGAGACAAAAUAAACCAAUAAAUGAUG